AUACUUUAGUCGCGUCAACCGAACCUCGACGCGUCCUCCAGAAUCUAAAGAUUCCCAAAAAUUAACGUUGCCCCAUGAAUAUGUCUGGCACAUGUCCUCAAAUAGGGCCACGAUGAAGCCCGGCAAUGACGACUACUUGGAAGGAAAUAGGGGUUGUGCCCGACUCGGAUGAAGAGGACGACUCUCUGGACUCGCAAACCACGCUGAAUCCCGAGCAACAUGACGAUAUCGAUGCAAUACCUGACGUGCAUCCGACCCUACUUCGUGUUGAGGCCAAGACAGAAGCUACAUCUACAGAAGACAGAUUAGAGGAGCAGCCGGAUUGUUCCCAGACGAAUGCGAUCUCCCAGGAGCUCGUAACUGGAGACCUACCACCGGAAAUACGGUCUGGAACACAACCGCAGAAUGGCAACUCUCCAAACCUGUUGGCCAGCGCCGGUCCCAAGCAGGGCCCUCAAGCGCAGUCUAGCCCGGUACUGGCAGCGGUGAGGCAAACCACCCCUGGCCCAGUAGAAGGCACAACCCAAGACGAGGUAUCUCGAAGCUAUGUUGGCCUGUUGUCAUCGCCCACCUCAAGCCUCUCUUCGCUUGGUACAACACCGUCGCAAAGCCCUUACAGAUCCAACAUCCUGCCACCAGGCAAUGGAGAACAGUCCGAGGCGUCCCAUACGGUGCCGACUCUGUCCUUCGAGGAAAUCACGGACCAAGGAAUUCCGAUCUUCGCCAAUGCUAAUAAUUUUGAAUCGGCUCAUCGACGCUCUUUUCGACCACGAACGGAGAUACAAUUGCACCCCUAUCUUUUGGACAGCGAGCGUCAUCGCAGGGACUUUAUGGCCCGAGGACUACAACCCAUGCGGUUCAUACCGGCCCAGCAGGUGACCAAAGGCGCACCUCAGAGUGGAGAUUCUCAGGAUACUGAGUUUGAAGUGGAGGAAGACAGUCAGAAAACCGGAGUCGAAGAAAGCUACGACGUUUUUGGCUCAAGCCAAAAUUUGAUGUCAUCACCUGCACGUCCUCAUAGAUCUGCUGUUGAGGUUGAUGAUGGGCUACAGUCACUUCCGUCAAGCUUCAGGUCGGACGGGUUAGAUUCAGACGACGUCGAACUCCCCGACAUAAGCACUCUUAUAGAUCAAGCGCGUAGAGGCGUUGUUGGCACAAAAAAGAUUGGCAAUAGUAGUCGCAGACGAACUCAUGGUGCUGCCCAUUCGCGGCAAAACGGUUCCCAACUGACGUCUAACGCAUCCAAAAACCGCUUGCCAACAAUAAUCGACGUUUUUGAUGUGCCUCAGUCGCCACCGAUGACGAGCCCAGCUGUCCCAUCACUCGUGGCCCGCGCUGGCGCCACAGAAGGAACGGUUUCAGAGCGUAGAUCUGAUAUGUCUGCUGAAUCUGCAGCUACCCGUGGCACCGUGCAGCAUCGCCUAGGAGUUACUGAUCUCCCGACACCAGCAACGAGUUCUGUCAGGCGUGCAAAUGAUCACUCUGAUGAAAUUUGUGUAAUUGAAGAUGACCCCUUCAUAUCAAGCAGUGAAGGAGAGGCACCUCAAUCGUCUCCGCCAAAAGAGCCCACUAGGGUACGAAAGCUGCUCAGAGGAGUACUUCCUGCGUCGCAUAUUCGUGUUAAUCCACAAACUCGGGGGAUUCAACAAAAUGCGCCUAGAACAGCAGCCAGGGACAGCUUCAAUCAUUCUCCACUCCUGCCUGAAAUCCGACGAGGAAUAGCCUUGCCGAGGGUAGCUGAUGAAAUGACGGCCUCAGCUCCUGCUAAUCCAAGAACGGGGCUGGGAUUCCUCUCCGACGAGUCCGACGAGGAAGACUUUGGAAGCCAUGGAAUUGUCAAAGAGUCCGGUCAAGAUUCCCAGUCGAUUUUUACUCAGUCGGAUUUUGGAUUCGCGACUGAGGACAAUGCAAUUGACCCGAUGAUUGUACCAAAGAAGCGCCAAAGAACCCUCUUUUCUGACACUGGGAAUCGAAAGAAAAGAAGGGUUGUCACUUCUCUAUUUAGGCCCACACAUGGUACACCCUCUUACCAACCAAGAAUCUCGGAAUUGCUUCCAGAUCCAUCUGGCUCACCCGUUCCCACACAGCGGAGCGCAGCUAGCAGGUCUAAUGGGCCAUCAUUAGCUCAAGAAGUUUUGGCAAAGAUUACUUCUCGAUCAAGACCUUCGCCGCGCAAGAUCCAAGAGGUCAUGCCUAAUUUUAGUGAGCCUGUCGCGUAUCAACCAAGGUUCAUUCGGAUUGCUGCUCGUAGUGCCGGAUCCAGGCAUGCGCUUGGAAGACAGGGGCCAGUCAGAAAGUUUGUACGGCUCGAUAAUCGCGAAGAUACUAUUGAAGCACAGACUGUCCUGCGAGAAUGGAGAGGAAGACCUGCGAAACACCGAACACAAUCCUUUACGCCCAGGUCACCCCUGCGUGUUAUCUCCGAGGAAUCCAGAAAUCAAAGGAGCCUCUCGUCGAAUAACUCCAAGCUACCAGCGGUUAGCCACACAACAAGACGCCCUAGCAAUUACCCAAAAGUUCGCGUCACAAAUCACCAAACGAAGAUCUCCUGGGCAUCUACCAGCCCACAGAUAGAGCCGCGUGUGAGGUUGGGGAAUAACAAACGCAGAAAACAAUACUCUACAAGGCCGACUUCCAAUCGUGCCCCUCGUUCGGCGCCGCAGCCAAGAUCAGCGCAACUUGAAAUAUCCGAGGCUGACUAUAGUAAUCGUGAUCGUCGGUCGGCUUUUGGAUCCACGAAACGAAAUUUAGACAGGUCGUACGAAAGAUAUCAGAAUGGCUCUGCUACAGAAAAUCACAUACCUCUCGCCAGGUUUCUGGCCAAUGAAGGUUUUGUUGGCAGUAGGAGUGGAACUUCAGAGCCAGAAACUGGAAGUCGGGAUGGGGAGAGAAUAAUAAAUGUUGUCGACAAAGGCAUUCCGCAAGCUCGCCGCCAAAGGAAACGCACUCCUAAACAACUCGAUGCCACUGCGGCGAGAUUUCGGCAGCCAGAUAAGCCUAUGCUUAUUGCUCCAAUCGAAACACCGACCCCGUCUAAGGCUGUACAUGAUUAUGGUGGCAAGUUAUACGGACUUGGCGGCGCUGAUACCGAUUAUCCCAUCGAUUUUGAUAUCUUCCCUCUAAGAUCAGGAGUAUAUUUUCACGAAUCUACGUUCAUCGGACAAGGAAAACUUGCCAAGGCCAUUGGGACCGAAUCCUCUAAGUAUUAUGGCCAUCCCAGAGGCUAUGCUUCAGCUCAGUUUGGCACGCAACACGUGAAGUGGGACGUGUGGGAUGCCAAUGUGUCGUCGGAAAUCGGUAUAUACUUCGACUGGAUUGUCAGUCGACUGAAUUCAUUCGGCACGGCCUCUCUGAACGGAGUGAAGAGCGACGUGGAAGAAGAUACGGUCCGGUGCAUGCUAUUCAUGAUAGACUAUUUCCAGAACACCCUGGCUUUUGAAAGUCGCGAAGAGCAGGAUCUGUGUCUACAGAGGAUGACCGAAGUCAUGGAACGACUCACGCAAUGCCUCGAGGUACUCGUGAGCAACCUGGAUUUCCGAGAUGACUUCAAUAAUCGUCGGAUCAUGGAUUUGUCUGUUUUUGGGGUUGUUCUUAUAUUCCAGACGCUUCGGAUGUCGGCAACACACGGUGGCAAUGUAAGUCAACGCACCACUGGCCAGCUGGAAGCUUUGCUGCAAAGAACUGCCACCACUUCUGUGAAGUUGCUCUUUAUUGUUGGGUUGUCGUCGGUACAAAGCCUAUAUGACGACCUCCAGUAUCUGGCAUCGCGCGAAGCAGGUAUCAAAAGCUCCGAAAAUCCUACUCAGGCGUGGGUGAUACUCAUGCAUAUCAUGCAUGCUGCUCGAAUCCCACGCGUCACCUUUUGGGAUGCUGUCAACUUGCAGUUGCUAGAAAAUAUAAGCAUAGAAGGUGAUGCCCGGGUACUCGAGAAAACAUGGUACUCAGCAUUUACACUCCUCCCACUCAUGGAAUUCAAUGAUCUCGGUGUCCUCAUCACACGCUCGCGGUACCGCGCAACGGCAGAGAAUUGGGCAUUGCCCCAGAAGAUAGCGAAGAGAUUAUUCGAGCUCUAUGCGUCCGAUACAGAGCAACCCCCAAACUUCAACAAGUACUGUCGAGCGACAUUUAGUCGAUGCCAUCACUUGAUCCAGGUAUGGGGCUGGCGUCGCUAUGGUUCGAUUGUGGGGACGUUCUUCGACUUCUUCGCGUCCCACGGCUUCUCGCAUAUCGGCAGCGAAAUGGUGGGCACCUCGCCAGAAUUCAUCAAUGACCUAGACGGCGCGCUCUCCUCAGCCAUCGACUCCGAAGAUCAAUGUUUCCACAUCUUUCUGAAGAUAGUUCACUCAGCAAUCAAGCAGUUGCGCGAGGCUGGCGACGCGAGGGAGAUUCGGAAUCUCGUCACGCGUCUACUGCCGAAUCAUGAUCUGCAGUAUCAGGAGGGGCCUGCGAAGGUGGCGAAUACGACGGCGCUGAGGAAUCAUAGGGAUUUGUUGUCGACUUUGUAUUGGGCGGCGCCGGUGGAGGUGCAGUGUAGGAUUAAUAUGAUGUUGGGGCUGGUGAAUCGGGAGAUUUCUAAGAUGGAGGCGUAUUCGAGGAAUGCUGCCAGGCGGGUGUAGAGUGGGGGUUAUGGGGGGUGUGAAACAACUAGUUGGAGUGAUGUACGAGAGUCACUCACAAAGGCACGAGGGGGGCAAUUAUAUUAGGCAGUUCAGUUCAGUAUUAUAAAUGUCAUU
Molecule: messenger RNA, 4733 nt
Organism: Pseudogymnoascus verrucosus
Lineage: Eukaryota; Fungi; Ascomycota; Leotiomycetes; Thelebolales; Thelebolaceae
Exons: 1
Coding region: 126-4616 (1496 amino acids)
Biological process (GO): double-strand break repair via homologous recombination; replication fork processing
Cellular component (GO): Cul8-RING ubiquitin ligase complex; nucleus
Source: RefSeq, a predicted model, not a curated record